Messenger RNA from Ipomoea triloba (trilobed morning glory), 1109 nucleotides. Its product is annotated as F-box protein PP2-A11-like. The coding region runs from base 91 to 963 and encodes 290 amino acids. The record is from RefSeq and is a predicted model, not a curated record. Gene Ontology annotation, molecular function: protein binding. The transcript is spliced from 3 exons. Lineage: Eukaryota; Viridiplantae; Streptophyta; Magnoliopsida; Solanales; Convolvulaceae.
AAGAAAAAGAAGAAAAUAUCGUCUUCAUUCCCUUCAAAAGUUCAAUCUUUUUCUUCAUUCACGUCACGAGAAGACGAGAGGAGAACAGAUAUGGGUUCUUCUUUGUCGUUCCUGGUUAAGCAAGACGGCGGCGCGUGCCCGGAGGGUGUGGCGGCGAGCACCGGCCUCGGGGACUUGCCGGAGAGCUGUGUGGCGUUGGUGCUGGCGCACCUGGACCCCAAGCAGAUCUGCCGCCUGGCAAUGCUGAAUCGCGCCUUCAGGGGCGCCUCGUUUGCGGAUUUCGUUUGGGAAUCGAAGCUGCCGGUGGAUUAUUGGGGUCUUGUUCGGAGAGUGUUCCGAGAUGAAAACUUCCCCGGAAAUUUGUGUAAAAGGGAUAUUUUUGCCAGGCUUUGCACCCCCAAUUCCAUUGAUGGUGGCACUAAGGUGGUGUGGUUGGAUAAGAGCACAGGGAGAGUUUGUCUGUCGAUUGCAUCAAAUGGGCUAGCGAUUACCGGCAUAGAUGAUCGGAGAUACUGGAGCAGAAUUCCGACAGAAGAGUCAAGGUUCCACUCGGUGGCAUAUCUCCAGCAAAUCUGGUGGUUUGAAGUCGACGGGGAGGUGGAGUUUCCAUUUCCGGCGGGAUCUUACGCCGUCUUCUUCAGACUGCACUUGGGUCGUGUCUCCAAGAGAUUUUACGGUCGAGUUUGCAACUCCGAGCACGUUCACGGGUGGGACAAAAAGCCGGUGAGGUUUCAGCUUUCGUCGUCGGACGGCCAGCAAGCGACGACGGAGUGUUACCUGAGUGAAGCCGGGAAAUGGGUUUACCAGCACGCCGGAGAUUUUGUGGUGUCGGAUUCUGGGAAAACGAUGAAACUGAAAGUUUCAAUGACUCAGAUUGAUUGCACGCACACGAAAGGCGGCCUUUGUGUAGACUCUCUUCUUGUUUGCCCUGCCGAGUAUAAACCCAGGUUAAAGCGUUUGUAAAUUUUGAGGUUAGCAUCUUCUUUUUAUGCGUGCCAUGGCCUAAACCUGUGUAUUUUCUGGGAUUUCUCGGCUGUUUGGUUCAGUUUUCUAUUCUCUUGUGUAUUCUCUGUUUUUUAAUGAGAAAAAUUAUGACAGUAUCAAGGUAA